This is a messenger RNA of Acanthopagrus latus (yellowfin seabream), 3065 nucleotides long. RefSeq names its product spermatogenesis associated 6 (gene spata6). The coding region runs from base 67 to 1443 and encodes 458 amino acids. Gene Ontology annotation, molecular function: myosin light chain binding. NCBI's taxonomy places the organism in Eukaryota, Metazoa, Chordata, Actinopteri, Spariformes, Sparidae. The record is from RefSeq and is a predicted model, not a curated record. Gene Ontology annotation, biological process: spermatogenesis. The transcript has 11 exons.
CUGUACAUCCGCUCUGUGACUGUUGCUGUCUGGCAGCUAUGACAACGAAGUUCAAAAGUUGGAUGAAUGGCUUCACAGAAGAAGAAGAAGCAGCUUUCCUCCUCCAAAGUGCAUCAGAGAUCUCUGAAAUGCACCGUAUACUUGGACGUUCACAGAGUCACAUGUCCAGGAGUGCUCCUGUCGAAAAAGAAUGAUAUCUACCUCAGUGUCUCUAUCAUGGGCCAGUACAGGAAGACCCCCUGUUUGCCACCUGCGUUCCCAUUACUCUUUGACCACAAAAUGGUAUUUGUCAAGACUUUCCCCGGUGUUGUUGACCCUGCUGAUGUAGCUGACCUCCUCGAAGCUGACACAACAUCUUUUGAGCUGAUUCAGUUGGUGCCUCCAGAGGGUGAGGUCCUUGCCACCAUGGAGGAAAACAGCAGAGAUUUCCUGUACCCUGGUCUCAGACUGAGCUCCAGAGAAGGAGCUGCGGAGAGAGAAAUACUGAUGAAGAGAUCAUCCUCGUUUCCUGGAAUCUCCCCCAAAGUGGAGUUCAGCACGACAUCAGUCACACAAGAGAGUGAUGGGAGGGACAGCUGGCAUCCCUCACCUACUUCCUGUUUUUUUCCAGGGAGGCCAUCUUUAACCUCAUCAGUGAAAAAGUCAUCACAAUCCAGGAGGCAUUUUUCUAAAAUAGAUGAUACAAACUGUGUCUCUUCUUCAAAAGGUGGGAACGAAAAGCUGGAUGUUGAGGCAAGAAUUACUAGCUCUGCUCCGUCCUCUACAUCCACACGCUCCCCUUCUUUACACAAAUCUCGCCGCAGUCCCCAGAAACACAAGAAGGAGAGAAAUCACACCUCUGUCAGAGUUUCUGUAGACUCUGGCUACCAGCAACCCACAGUUUCCUCAAGGACACGAGCCUUGUCCCCUUACACCCACCGCAAGAUGUGCCAGCUCUCAGAGGACGCCCGGCAGAGGCUCAGCCAUCUCCAGCUGGGGCCUCACCACUUCAGGAAGGAGACUGAGAGCCAGCCGCCCUUCUUGGUCUCUAGUUGCAGUAAUGUCUCUGGGAUGGGAACUCCCUCUUCCUCCCCACAGAGUGGUAGUAUGCUUCGACACUCUGUAAGCUUCACGUCUGAUUACACAGAUUGUUCUCUCCUGGGGAGUUAUAGACCAAGAGCAAGAAAAGUCAAGUCAGGUUCUGUGAGGGACCGGCCGUCUCCAGAGACACAGUCCGGAUUUGAAGCCCAGACCACAAGCCCUGAGAGAGGUGCUGCGUUAGCUCAGUCCACCCUGAACGUGUCAAACUCCAGAAGUCCUCUGAACCUCAACCACUCCCUCAGAGAAAGACUCCAGACCAGUCGACCCAGUCCAUCCUACUGGGAGGAGAUUCACAGCCGAGUACAGAGGAUUCUGCAGACACACAAAACUACCUGGGACCAGCAAGUGACCUUCGACCUUUAACUUAUUGAUCCACACACAAGGUGCCCAAACCACUGUGAUCACAACAGAAAGACUAUUUACUGUCACUGUCUCCUCGUGUGUGUGUGUGUGUGUGUGUGUGUGUAGGAGUUGAUGCACAUACACACACACACGCACACCUGCGUACCUUCUUAACCUCAGGAUUUUAUCAUUCAGUGAGUCGAACCAUCUCACACACAUGUAUCUUCAUUUAUCUCCCUUUGAUGUUCAUUUAAAUUUCAACCCAUCGCAAGCACCUGCUGAGCCGUGCUUGGCGUCGUUACUCUUUGAAAAAGGCAGAAAAUUUGCAGGGGUUACGUUCAAAAGCAGAGCAGCAUGGCUUUCCUCCCACCCGUCAGCUGGGCUGUUCUUUUUUUCAACGCCCCAAUGGUGAAACCAAACAGAGACGUAGUCUAAUUUCUCUAAAGCUGUGUGAAAUUGGCUCAUGUAUAAAGAAGCAACAUUACGUGUGUGUGUGUGUGUGUGUGUGUAUGGGAAAGAGACAUGGUUGGAUGUAAGCUGCAGCUGUUAAGGGCUCAUCUCUCGUAACACAAAGAGAGACAAGAAGGUAGCCAAGAGCCACCGUUGGGAGCCAGCAGUUACAAGAGAUUUAAGAGAGAAGAGGAACAAAAGUAAUCCUGAAUGAAAGAGCAGGCGACACAAAGACAUCUAGCUUUAACAUAAAUUAAGACAGUCACUCAGAUCCAGAGUGUUGCACUAAAGUGUCUCUGACGUUCAAAGUGUUUGGAUGUCCUCAUCAGAGGUUAUCUGCUCUCUAUAUACAACACGUUCAGCCACAGGAGCUGAAUUACAUAUUUUAUCAACACUCAUAAAAUAAAAUACAGCUGUGUUGUGCACUCCCUUCACAGCUGUAUACACAGAUACAUUCAUUGAGUUCUGACUGAUAUUUAGUAUAGAAAGUGUAUUCUAUCUUACAGGAGGGAAUAGCUGAAACCGUGAGUGAUCACUUGGACUCUUAUAAUAAAUGUGCAGACAGGAUCUACUUAAUUAUAAAACUAAAUCUUGUCUUUGACCCUAUUAGCCAUGUGUCCAUCUCUACAGAGCCAGAGGAAAAAUGGCAGUCAGAUUGUGAUGCACACUUAAAAAGACAACAACAGGUGUAUCCAUUAACUUCUGACAGUCGUAAAUGUGUUUUUCAUGUUGAAUCUUGAAUAGAGCCAGUAAAAUAUUUGGGGAAUUAAUUCCCCAAGCUACUUGUGUGCAGAAGGUAAUAGUUUUAAAUUCUGCACUGACUUCAAAGUAUUUAUGACAGUGUAACAUUACAAACUGUGUGGAGUCUGCCUUUUAAUGUUAAUGUAAGCAGCAGCAGUACUCAUCAGGCAUUAAUGAUGGUUGAAAUUUCUUUAAUUUUUUAACAGAAUAACCAACUGCAUUAACGUAAUAAGUUUUUUUUUUUUUUUUAAAUGUAAGUAUAUGUAUCUCGCAACGUGAUGUAAAACAGUCAACUGAUGCUUCUUUAUGUGAUGAUGGUAAUAAUGUCAGUCCACAGAACAUGUUGCAGGAUAAAGAAGGUGAGCAAUUUAAUUUAUGUGCCAGUCAAAAUAAAGUAUUUUAAAACAGAAAACAAAGCCACUUGAAUUAAAGAAAUUGCAUUUUAAUGUUCA